AUGGAGGCCAACAGCACCGCUGCCAACCCGGCAAAGUUCUCCCGCUACCGGACUGUGAGAGCCCGCGCCGCAACCCUCCAAACCCUGUCCUCGCAGUCCGACACCGACCCCCCACCUCCACCACUGCCCAAAGCCGCGACCUUCACCCCGGCCGGCCCAGAAACUGCAGUCAAGCGAGCGCCAUCGCGGUACCGGCGCAACCAUGCAGCUGUCGAAGCGCCGCCCGUGCCUACAGUGCCCGUGCCAAAGAUUUACGACGGGCACGCGACCGCCGCCGCAGACGCGAAUAAUGUGGUUCUGAAACAGGGUGUGACGUCGCCCGCCCGGUAUCACCACCACCACCCUCACACCGCAGCAGACCCGCCCAAGCAGCACCAACAAGAAGAGCGUAGCACGCAUACCGUCAAGAAAGAGGCGCGCCGCAAAGAUGGCGACGACAUCAGUGCGCAGCGCGGCCCGCCCUUGACGCCGCCCACAACUGCUGCUGCGACAUCGGGCCCCAGCACAGGCCUUGGGCCAGAGGAGAGGUACGAUGCCGCGCGAGAAGAGGCGCGCAUGAUCCUCGAGGGCGAGUACGACAGGCUGCAGAAGAUGAGGGCCGGGGCUGAGAAGCAGAGACAUAUGGCGGGGCAUGCUAUUGGGAAUCAUGCACCGGACAUGAGUCGACGGAAAGAUACAGUCAAGCACAGGGAGCAGAGGUCGCCAAGGUUAGAUAGAGGACCCGAGCGCCGGGCAGCGAAGACCAGUGACGGACUGAGUGAGGCCGAGCCUAUACAGCAGCAAUCACAGGCGCCCGAGCCAGUGACACAGAUGCCUGUCUCGCCACCAAUGUCGCCAAAGCGUGGGCUCAAGAGGUUCAUCAUCGGCUCUCCUCGCCAGGAGACGCCCACGUCACCGCUGCAAGCCAACGCCCCUCCCGCCACCAUCACCUCACCCAUCGCGACUCACUCUUCCCCGCCACGAUUCGGCCAUAUAGAUCCGCCAUCCGCUCCUCACGCACAUGUUCAGCACUUUGACGCACCCAUCUCGGCUUCCAAUGCACCCGACCGCUGCGUGACGGUCCGUUACCUCACCUCCGAAAUCACCCUUCCCGUCACCCCCGCCACAACCACCAAGGACCUCCUCAAUUCAGCCUCCAUUGUGCUUUCCAAACCCCCGGACCCUCGCACUGCCACCCUCGUCGAGAGCUACACGACUCCCACCCUCGAACUCGACCGACCACUCCGGCGCUAUGAGCGCAUCCGCGACGUGCUCAACUCCUGGGACGCCGACACGCAACAGCAUCUCCUCAUCGUGCCCGCCGAGGAGAGCAAUGCUUCCGGCCUGGACCUGCAGUCCGUGCCGGCAUCUGCGGGCGUCGACAUCACGCUGCAGAUGUACCAUGCCGCAGCGACGUCCUCGACGCGCGGAACCUCCAGCUGGCACAAGCGCUGGGUGCGCCUGCAGCCGAACGGGCAGAUCAGCAUCUCCAAGCACGAGAGCGGCGUCGACAGCACCAACAUCUGCCACCUCAGCGACUUCGAUCUGUAUGCGCCUGGCCGCAGUCUUUUGAAGCGCCUGCGGCCGCCGCGCGGGCAGAAGAGCAUUUUCGCUGUGAAAUCGCUGCAGAAGAGCGCCAUGUUCCUGGACGACGACUCGGAAGGCGGCGGCGGUGGAGCCAAGGUGAAUUUCGCGCACUUCUUCGCCGCGGGUGACAAGGGCGUGGCGGACCGCUGGUACGCGGCUGUGCAUGGUUGGCGGAGCUGGUAUCUGGUCAAUGUGCUCGGUGAAGGCCGCGUGCCCGCUAGUGGCACGGGCGAGGUUCUCGGCGAGGUUAGGCAGGAGCUCACUCGGAGAGACCGAGACGGAGCUGCUGGCAACGGUCAUGACGGCAGGCCUGGCACGAGCGCAAGCGCCGAGACAGUCCCGUAUCAGCUCGGGAGCUUCAAGUCGCUGCUGGAGAUGGACUUCAGCAAGAUGGGGACGGAGGAGAGCGUGGGGCCGGUGCGGCGCAGCGUGGACGGAGGCAGUCACCGGCUCAGCAGGAGAAGCAUCGAUUUCAAGGCCGGCGGGAGUCCCAAGCGCCCGCACACGGCGAGGGCUGCGCCUCCGACGGCGUUCCCCGGCCGCUUCAUCGUGGACAGCAUUGACGGUAACUCGUCAUCCCAAGACUCGAGCUCCGGCUUCACAGGCAAAGGCCUCUUGGCGCAGAACCUGCACUCAACAGCGACAGGAGGGCCCAUUGAAGACACGAGCCUCGGCUUUACGGGUAAAGGCUUGCUGGCCCGGAGCGCGACUCAGCGGUCGCAGGGCGGUCGCGGUACGGGCAGAGGCGUGUCGGUGUCGGGCUUGAAAAAGGGCCAGCCACUGGUGGAUCUUAGUGGGCAGAGCGAGUUUGCGGAUGGGAGCCUGCUGCGGAAGCUGGAGGCCUGGAAGGUGCAGAAUGGGGAGGCGGAGAUGAAGGUCGACCGUGAGAAGAGGGUCGAGGGGAAUAUGAGGGUUGGGGAGGGGUACUAA
Messenger RNA from Cyphellophora europaea CBS 101466, 2496 nucleotides. RefSeq lists its product as uncharacterized. The transcript has a single exon. NCBI's taxonomy places the organism in Eukaryota, Fungi, Ascomycota, Eurotiomycetes, Chaetothyriales, Cyphellophoraceae. The record is from RefSeq and is a predicted model, not a curated record. Bases 1 to 2496 code for a protein of 831 amino acids.